This is a messenger RNA of Spodoptera littoralis (African cotton leafworm), 972 nucleotides long. The record is from the annotation of a GenBank genome assembly. Lineage: Eukaryota; Metazoa; Arthropoda; Insecta; Lepidoptera; Noctuidae.
AUGAGAGUGCUUGGUUUAUUACUAUUUUUUGGGCUAAACGUGGUUCUAGCUACGCAGCCACCUUGCGUGCUCCUCAAUGAUGGUAACAAAAUGCCCAUGAUUGCCUUGGGAACCGGCAGGGGUACCGCAAAAGAGACAGACACAUUAGAUGAUGUUCGCAACGCGGUGUUCUGGGCCAUUGAGGCUGGCUACCGUCACAUCGACACCGCAGCUGUUUAUGGAGACGAAGAGCAGGUCGGACAAGGCAUAGCUGAUGCUAUAGCCAAAGGAAUCGUUACUAGGGACCAGCUGUUUAUUACAACUAAGCUAUGGAACGAUAAACACGCUCGCGACCAGGUGGUCCCCGCUCUGAAGGAAUCUCUCUCCAGGCUCGGCUUAGAAUACGUCGACCUCUUCCUUAUUCACUUCCCCAUCGCUACUAAGGAAGAUGGAUCUCCAGACAACAUUGACUACUUAGACACGUGGAAAGGCAUGGAGGAAGCGAAGCAGCUCGGUCUGACCACAUCCAUUGGAGUGUCCAACUUCAACAUCUCGCAGAUCGACAGACUGCUUGCUAACAGCAAUGUACCGCCUGCUGUUAAUGAAUUUGAGGUUAACCCAACCCUCACCCAAGAGCCACUGGUCUACCACUGCAUGUCUCACAACAUAGCUGUGAUGGCAUACAGUCCCUUCGGUUUCCUGGUCUCUCGCAACCGACCUGAUGCUCCCCCUCCCAAAUACGAUGACCCAAUCAUCGGAGCCAUCGCUGCUAAGUACGGCAAGAGCCCUGGACAAGUUGUACUCAGAUUUGCGAUUGAACGUGGUCUCGUCCCAAUCCCGAAGUCCACCAAUCAGAAACGAAUUGCUGAGAACAUCAAUGUCUUCGACUUCGAGCUGUCCGCUGAGGAGAUUGCAGCCAUCGCCAGCUUUAACAAAAAUGUUCGUGUCAUUGAAAUUGACGGCUGGAAAGACUAUCCUAACUACCCCUUCUAA